Messenger RNA from Entrophospora candida, 746 nucleotides. The record is from the annotation of a GenBank genome assembly. Lineage: Eukaryota; Fungi; Glomeromycota; Glomeromycetes; Entrophosporales; Entrophosporaceae.
AUGGCAAAAAAUAUAUUUGCGUCUACUUUGGCUGGUACCGGUGCAGGAAUUGUUGAAGUUUUAGUUGCGCAGCCAACUGAUGUAUUAAAAACCAGGAAACAUUGUAUAGAGGUACAAUACCAUCCAUGUGUAUUAGUUUCAUUACAAUAUGCAGGUUUUGCAAUGUUUAGACCAAUUUUUGUUGAUAUGGAAACUAAAAGACUUACUCCACUUGGAAGUUCAUCUGCUUUAACAGGUGUUUGUACAGGUGUAUUACAAUCUAUUACAUUAGUCACUCCUUUAGAAUUAAUAAAAAUAAGACAACAAACUGACAUAAGUAAGAAAAAAUACAAAGGGAUGAUUUCCACAAUUGGAAUAAUAGUUAAGGAAGAAGGAAUAUUCGCAUUAUAUAAAGGUCUUUUACCUACAAUAUUUAAACAGUCUUGGGGAUUGGGAAUAAAGUUUUCUGCUUAUACAGCAUUUAAAGAUUUAUUUCUAUCUUAUAAUGAUAAUCAUUCGGCAUCGUAUCAACAUGCAGCAUCUGGUUUUCUAGCAAAUGUUAUUGUCGGCAUCUUGAAUUCUCCACCUGAUGUUGUAAAAACUAGAAUGCAAGAUCAAUCCUCGCUUUACAAAACUAGUUGGAACUGUUGUAAAUUGAUGCUUAAAGAGGAAGGAUUCCUUGCUUUUUUUAGAGGUGCUUGGCUGAGAGUGUUAAGAGUUGCUCCGGGAGGCGGAAUACAAUUCAUGACUUAUGAAUAUUUAUUAAA